AUGAUUGACAUUCUCAAUCUCAACGAAGAGCCAAUCUUCGACGAGCGCAUCGUCAAGAUUGAGACUCACUCGUACAAUCCGUUUGCCAACACUACAUUCGGGCACAGUGAUGAGAUAAGAAUACCAAUACAACAACAGGAUCUCUAUACGUUGCCGCAUGAAAGUUUUCUGUACAUCGAGGGAAAACUAACUACUGCCAAUCAAAUCGAAGGAUCUGAUGUAGUACUGGGAAAUAAUUGUGUCGCGUUCAUGUUCGACGAGAUCCGAUAUGAACUCGAUGGUGUGGAGAUUGAUCGCGCCAGAAAUGUUGGAAUAACUAGCACGCUCAAGACCUAUGUCUCGUCAUCGUUCGAUAAAAUGAUGUCUCUGAAGAAUGCCGGCUGGGAUGUGGUGAACAAUGGAACUGGAGACUUUAAUUUUUGUGUGCCGCUCAGCAUGCUAUUGGGAUUCUGUGAAGAUUAUCAACGCGUGGUGAUUAACGCCCGUCACGAAUUGAUUUUAAUACGAUCGCGCAAUGAUAACAACUGUCUCGUUGGAAAUGCAGCGAUGGAGCCUAAACUUGAAAUAUUCAAGAUACAGUGGCGCAUGCCGCAUGUGUUGUUAAACGAG
Molecule: messenger RNA, 609 nt
Organism: Vollenhovia emeryi
Lineage: Eukaryota; Metazoa; Arthropoda; Insecta; Hymenoptera; Formicidae
Exons: 1
Source: RefSeq, a predicted model, not a curated record